Molecule: messenger RNA, 1696 nt
Organism: Leptonychotes weddellii (Weddell seal)
Lineage: Eukaryota; Metazoa; Chordata; Mammalia; Carnivora; Phocidae
Gene: ESS2
Product: ess-2 spliceosome associated protein
Cellular component (GO): catalytic step 2 spliceosome
Source: RefSeq, a predicted model, not a curated record
CCGAGCGGUCCUGGGAUAGCGAUGGAGACGCCCGGAGCAUCGUCCCGGGUCCUGUCGCUUCCUGCCGCGUCCGGGCCCCGGAGGAAGCGCGCGGCAGGGGAGGCCCGGGCUGCGACGAGCAAGCAACGGGUCCUGGACGAAGAAGAGUACAUCGAGGGCCUCCAGACAGUCAUCCAGAGGGACUUCUUUCCUGAUGUGGAGAAGCUGCAGGCUCAGAAGGAGUAUCUGGAGGCUGAGGAGAAUGGAGACCUGGAACGGAUGCGUCAGAUCGCCAUCAAGUUUGGCUCUGCCCUGGGCAAGAUGUCCCGAGAGCCCCCACCACCCUAUGUGACUCCAGCCACAUUUGAAACCCCUGAUGUGCACACAGGCACCGGAGUGGUGGGCAACAAGCCCCGGGGCCGGGGCCGAGGCCUGGAGGAGGGUGAUGGAGAGGUUGGCGAGGAGGAAGAGAAGGUGCCCCUGCCCAGCCUGGAUGUUUUCCUGAGCCGGUACACAAGUGAGGACAACGCCUCCUUCCAGGAGAUCAUGGAGGUGGCCAAGGAGAAGAGCCGGGCACGCCACACGUGGCUCUACCAGGCCGAGGAGGAGUUUGAGAAGAGGCAGAAAGAUAAUCUUGCACUUCCGUCGGCAGAGCACCAAGCCAUCGAGAGCAGCCAGGCCGGCGUGGAGACCUGGAAGUACAAAGCGAAAAAUUCCCUCAUGUACUACCCAGAGGGUGUCCCUGAUGAAGAGCAGUUGUUUAAGAAGCCGAGGCAGGUGGUGCAUAAGAAUACUCGCUUCCUCAGGGAUCCCUUCAGCCAGGCCCUGAGCAGGUCCCAACUGCAGCAGGCUGCCGCCCUCAAUGCCCAGCACAAACAGGGCAAGGUAGGCCCUGACGGCAAGGAGCUGAUCCCCCAGGAUUCCCCACGAGUGGGCGGAUUUGGAUUUGUUGCAACCCCCUCUCCUGCCCCUGGUGUGAACGAGUCGCCGCUGAUGACCUGGGGGGAAGUUGAAAACACUCCCUUGAGAGUUGAAGGAUCUGAAACCCCCUACGUGGACAGGACGCCAGGGCCAGCCUUCAAGAUCCUGGAGCCUGGCCGCAGGGAACGGCUGGGGCUGAAGAUGGCCAACGAGGCCGCCGCCAAGAACCGAGCCAAGAAGCAAGAGGCCUUAAGGAGAGUGACGGAGAACCUGGCCAGCCUCACCCCCAAAGGCCUGAGCCCAGCCAUGUCCCCAGCCCUGCAGCGCCUUGUGAGCAGGACGGCCAGCAAGUACACAGACCGGGCCCUGCGGGCCAGCUACACCCCAUCUCCAGCACGCUCGACCCACCUCAAGACCCCAGCUGGUGGGCCUCAGACCCCCACGAGCACACCGGCUCCUGGCUCUGCGGCACGCACCCCCCUCAGCCAGGACCCAGCCUCCAUCACGGACAACCUGCUGCAGCUCCCUGCCCGGCGCAAAGCCUCAGACUUCUUCUAGGGUCAGGCCCGGGCCAGGCCUACGGAAGCUCCACUCGGCAGAGGACUCCGGCCUUCUGGGGACCCAGGCCCGGGCCAGAAAUGGUGACUGUCCCAGGAGCCACCGAAAAGAGGCCCGCUGGCACGAGACUUGCCCCCACGGCCCUCAGGGUAUAUCCCAGGGCCUUGUUGAUACUGUUUUCUAUAUAACCCCUGCCUGUUUCUAUCUAGUUGUGAUUAAAGAGCACGUAAGCACAGUC